AUGCCCAGGGAGAUAAUAACGAUCCAAGCCGGCCAGUGCGGCAACAACAUUGGAACCCAGUUUUGGCAGCAGCUAUGCCUUGAGCACGGAAUAAACCAAGACGGAAACCUAGAAGAGUUCGCUACAGAAGGAGGGGAUCGCAAAGAUGUGUUCUUCUACCAGAGCGAUGAUACUCGAUAUAUCCCCCGUGCUAUUCUCCUGGAUUUAGAGCCUAGGGUUAUCAACGCAAUACAGACUGGUCCAUAUCGCAAUAUAUAUAACCCGGAGAACUUCUUCGUAGGGAAACAAGGAAUUGGUGCUGGGAAUAACUGGGCAGCGGGAUAUGCCACCGGGGAGACUGUACACGAGGAGGUAUUUGAUAUGAUUGAUAGAGAAGCAGAUGGAAGCGAUUCAUUAGAGGGGUUUAUGCUUUUACAUUCAAUUGCUGGAGGAACUGGGUCUGGCCUUGGAAGCUUUCUCCUUGAGCGCAUGAAUGACAGAUUCCCGAAAAAAUUAAUACACACCUAUUCCGUUUUUCCCGAUACCCAAGCCGCCGAUGUCGUCGUCAACCCCUAUAACAGUUUACUGGCAAUGAGAAGAUUAACCCAGAAUGCUGACUCUGUGGUCGUACUUGAUAAUGGUGCCCUGUCGAGAAUCGCUGCUGAUAGGCUCCAUGUACAGGAACCCUCUUUUCAGCAAACUAACCAACUAGUAUCUACCGUCAUGUCGGCCUCUACAACAACAUUGCGUUACCCUGGUUAUAUGCACAACGACCUUGGUAGUGUCAUCGCCUCCCUUAUUCCUAUCCCCCGAUCGCAUUUCCUUAUAACAUCGUAUACUCCAUUCACUGGAGAUAUCGUUGAGCAAGCCAAGACUGUUCGCAAGACCACUGUUCUAGACGUGAUGCGCAGACUGCUCCAACCCAAAAAUCGUAUGGUUUCGAUAAACCCAAGCAAAUCAAGCUGUUAUAUCAGCAUUCUUAAUAUCAUACAAGGCGAAGCCGACCAAACAGAUGUGCAUAAAUCAUUAUUGCGCAUUCGAGAACGCCACUUGGCCACUUUCAUUCCAUGGGGCCCUGCAAGCAUCCAAGUUGCAAUUCCCAAAAAAUCGCCAUAUCUUUCAAACACACAUCGUGUAAGUGGGUUAAUGCUUGCCAAUCAUACGUCAGUGGCAACUCUCUUCAAAAGAAUCGUAAGUCAAUAUGACAGGUUACGAAAACGCAAUGCCUUCUUGGAACAAUACAAAAAAGAGGCGCCCUUUGCAGAUGGACUGGGCGAAUUCGAUGAGGCGAGGGCUGUGGUUAUGGAUUUGGUUGGCGAAUAUGAAGCCGCAGAACGAGAAGACUACCUUGAUGGCGGGGAUGAAAUCUACAAAUCGCUCAAUAUGGCCGACAAAGGAGGACCAGGCGCCCAGCAGCCAGGCGAUGCCAAAAAUACUGCGGAGAGACUUUCCGACACGAUGAAGUCCGGCCCGGAGGGCAUGAAGAAGUCUGCCGAGGGAGCAGUCAACCAAGCUAAGGAGUCUGCGACCAAAGCAACCGAUUCUGCAUCAAAGGCUAUGGGAAUGGGUAGGCCAGAAGUAAUCCUGCCCUACAGCGCAUCUUCGGUGGUUGUUCGGGACCUUGGCUUUAAAGAUUGA
This is a messenger RNA of Ophidiomyces ophidiicola, 1617 nucleotides long. RefSeq names its product gamma-tubulin (gene TUB4). The coding region runs from base 1 to 1617 and encodes 538 amino acids. Gene Ontology annotation, molecular function: structural constituent of cytoskeleton; GTP binding. The record is from RefSeq and is a predicted model, not a curated record. Gene Ontology annotation, cellular component: centrosome; nucleus; gamma-tubulin complex. The transcript has 11 exons. Lineage: Eukaryota; Fungi; Ascomycota; Eurotiomycetes; Onygenales; Onygenaceae. Gene Ontology annotation, biological process: cytoplasmic microtubule organization; microtubule nucleation; mitotic sister chromatid segregation.